AUGCCAGAUUUGGGAAAGAUCACGGGCGCCAAGUUCGCAGGCGGCCCCUCCCGGUCCUCUGCCUAUGUGUACACCACCGAGAGCGGCAGGCAGCUGUUUGUGAAGACGGCGCUGGGGUACUGCCUAGCGGCCAUGUUCCAGGGCGAGGCAGAGGCCUCCAAGCCAUGCACGGUGAUGAAGUGGUGA
Molecule: messenger RNA, 186 nt
Organism: Chlorella variabilis
Lineage: Eukaryota; Viridiplantae; Chlorophyta; Trebouxiophyceae; Chlorellales; Chlorellaceae
Product: expressed protein
Exons: 2
Coding region: 1-186 (61 amino acids)
Source: RefSeq, a predicted model, not a curated record